CCUCGUCGCUAAAGCUACUCACUUGACGGUGGUCAAGGCACUGACGUCGCGUUUCAUUCACAGUAUUCCACUACUAUCUGUUUUUCCAGAUUCUACUUUAGCUAGCUUUUUAACCAAUAAGUUAGCAGUUUGUUUACCUGCCAGAGUUCACUAACGUUAUAGCUAUAGGUACUAGAGGAUUUGGAUAAAGCUACCCAAAAAAAGAAAUGGGGGCAUUUUUGGACAAGCCAAAGAUGGAGAAGUUCAAUGCCCACGGAGAAGGAAACGGCCUACGAUAUGGCCUUAGCAGCAUGCAGGGCUGGCGGGUAGAGAUGGAGGAUACACACACGGCUGUCAUUGGCCUGCCCCAUGGCCUCAACCCCUGGUCCUUUUUUGCCGUGUAUGAUGGCCAUGCUGGCUCUCAGGUGGCCCGCUACUGCUGCGAGCACUUGCUAGAGCACAUCACCAGCAACCCAGAUUUCAGGGGUGGGGGUGCAGGACCAGGAGGUGGAGAAGAGGGGGGCAGGGCAAUUCUGGACAGGCAUGGACCCGAGCCAUCAGUGGAGAGUGUGAAGAGUGGCAUUCGCACUGGCUUCCUGCAGAUUGAUGAGCAGAUGCGAGCUAUCUCGGAGCGUAAGCAUGGUGCGGACCGCAGCGGCUCUACUGCAGUGGGAGUCAUGAUCUCACCUCGCCACAUGUACUUCAUUAAUUGUGGCGACUCACGGGCACUCCUCAGCAGGGGAGGCCGGGUCCAUUUCUUUACGCUGGAUCACAAGCCCAGCAAUCCAUUGGAAAAGGAGCGCAUCCAGAAUGCCGGUGGCUCUGUCAUGAUUCAACGUGUUAAUGGCUCGCUAGCUGUGUCUCGGGCCCUUGGUGACUUUGACUAUAAAUGUGUACAUGGCAAGGGCCCCACAGAGCAGCUUGUGUCGCCUGAGCCAGAGGUGUAUGAGAUUGAAAGAUCUGAGGCGGAGGACGAGUUUGUGGUUUUGGCGUGUGAUGGCAUCUGGGACGUGAUGGCCAAUGAGGAGCUAUGUGACUUUGUGCGUUUACGUCUAGAGGUGACAGAGGACUUGGAGAGAGUGUGCAAUGAGAUUGUUGACACAUGUUUAUACAAGGGAAGCCGGGACAACAUGAGUGUGGUGCUGGUGUGUUUCCCAGGUGCUCCCAAGAUCUCGCAAGAAGCUGUGAAGAGACAGGCAGAGCUGGAUAAGUACCUGCAGAGCAGGGUAGAAGCUUUUCCAAUGAAGCAAGCUCAAUAUUGUAUCUUCUGGACCCGGUUUUUCAAAACAUUUAAUCUUGAUCAGAAUGAUACGGAUUCUGUAAUCCCUUAUUUUGCAUACCAGGAUCAUAUAAAUCCAACAGAUUUUUUUGGCCAGUGUUUCUGAAAUAGGUAGGAAAGGACCAUUCUGAUCUACAUAUGAAAAUGUUAAGAAUCUAGAUUACCUGUGCUUUGAAUAUGUGUAAACCAUGCCAUCUACUGGGCAGGUUAUAUUACUACAUACAUGAAGAAAGGUUCACUUUUAAUUUUUUUUUUUUUUAACCAAAUCUGUGUUUUGGAUGUACGUUAAUGUUAAAAAAGCGCUGAGACACUAUAAAAUAAAAUUAAUUAAUUUGGUUUUGAGAAACAUGUCCCACCAGUGAUUAUACUUCCUCAUGUUUGUUCAGCAGUUGUAGGGGCAUGAUAAAACAUGAACAAAGGCUCCAAAAACACCCAAAUACGUCCUUUUAAAAGUGACGCCGUAUAGUGAUGCAGGUCUUUAGAUGUUAUACACAUGCAAUUGUGUCAUUCCGAAAUUUAUCCGCAACGUUAUAUUCCAUGUUGUGUGACUCGAGCUGUACUUUUCCGCGUGCGCAUGUGCGGGCUACACAGAGAAGUAUCGCUGGAGAAUGUAAUGUUGCGCAUAGUCACUUUACUGCUUUAAUCAGCUUUAAUAUUGCAGAUAUAUUGUGGUUUCUAGCAAUGUAAUUGUCUGCAUAAUUUCCAAUCCCCCAUAUAUAUUUUUUGUAAAUAUAUAUAGUACCAGUCAAAAGUUUGGACACACUUAC
This is a messenger RNA of Oncorhynchus mykiss (rainbow trout), 2025 nucleotides long. NCBI's taxonomy places the organism in Eukaryota, Metazoa, Chordata, Actinopteri, Salmoniformes, Salmonidae. The record is from RefSeq and is a predicted model, not a curated record.